AUGCACCAGUAUCUCCUGACAUUCUGUUUGAUCGGAAGGCCAUGCAGCAGCGAGGACCCUGACCUCCGAACCGCACGCAAAACAUCCGGACCCAACGGUCGCGGCGCGUCCGGGGCCAAGGGUUGCGGCGGGACGCAGAAGGCGAAGAAAGGGUCACCCGGCACCAGCGACGAAAGCGGGUCGGAGAGCGGUGCGUACACCGAGAUUGAUCUCUCGUCCAACGCGAUCCGGAUGUUCACAGGGGCCGGCGAAAUUGAAAGCCUAGCACAGGUGAAGGAGACUGCUGCGGUAGCGGCCGCCAACGCGCAACUGCAGGCCCGCCGCGUCCAGGAGACCAACACAGGCAAGCUGGUGACGGCCGUGGAAGCUCUGUCGGCGGCUGUUGUGUCGAGGCAGUCUUUGGAUGAAGAGGCCGCAGGCAGGGCUCGCUUGGCGGACGCUCGAGAGGCCAAAAAGGCGAAAAUUGCAGACCUCAAGGGGAUGUUGGAGUAUGCACCAUCCGAACAAAAAACGAUGGAACUGCGAGCCGCAAUAAUGGCCGCGUACGAGCAGCCCGACAGCUACUUCUUGGCCAAACCCAUCUCGGCGGCGACACCACCCGGCGCAGGAGCUGCACUCCGUACGUCCGCUUCUACUCCGCCUGCUGCGGCAACACGCGCAUCUACGGCCGGGGUAGGAGGCAGCCCAGCCCCCAUGUCGUCCUCGCCCGCGGCGGCUACACCCGUGUCCGCGGCGGGGGUAGCUUCCAGUCGUACGCCCGUGUCGUCAUCGCCCGCUACGGCAACGCCUACUUCCUCUGCUGCGGUAGUUGCCCCCGUCGCCUUGGGCGCAACACAGUCUGCAACACGGCCCGCCCUCCCGGGAUUCACCGGGGCGCGGAAGAGGGGUGGUGUUGGUGCGAGAGCGGCACGUCCCGUUGCUAGCGCGGCUGGACACGUGAGAAUUUAGAGAGAGAGUGUGUGUGGUUUUUUUGUGUACGGGCUAUGGCAGCCAUGCUUGUCAUGCCCUCUCCCCCUCUGUCCCCUUGUGCCCAAGUUUUCUUGUAAAGACGUUGUUUGCACCGUCCGACAUGCCUUCUCUUUGGGUGUUUUUUUUCUUGAAGCGGUUGUGUUUUGUUUUGGCGUGCGGGCUACGGCAGUAACGCUUGUCAUGCCCCCUCCCUCCCCCCUUCGUCCCCAUGUUUUCUUUAAAGACGUUGUUGCACCCU
Molecule: messenger RNA, 1207 nt
Organism: Ectocarpus sp. CCAP 1310/34
Lineage: Eukaryota; Phaeophyceae; Ectocarpales; Ectocarpaceae
Source: the annotation of a GenBank genome assembly